CGGGAGGCGGAGCGAGCGGGGGGCGGGGCCGCCGGGCCGUCGCCAGCGCGCAUGGGCGGACAUCCUCGGCUCCAACGGACCCCUUCAGUUUCCGCUGUUGUCGGAAACGUUCCGAAGGCCGUUAGCUGAGUGUUGGCCGAGUGCGCGGGUCGCCGAAAUGUCUGAUGAGAAAGGUUCCCUGGGGAGAGGCGUAGAGAAAGGAGAGGAGCCAGUGGGGACCAUCGCUGCUAGUGCGUACUCUGUGAAGCAGGCGGAUGGUGAGGAAGAACCGAUGAAAGUGGAAGUGGCGGUGGGGGCAGAUGGCUGCUCUGGCGACCUCAGCUGUGGGGAGGCCGACCUAGACCCCCACCUCCUAGGGCUUGCGGACGACAAGGAGAAAUGCCGGAAAAUCCGCAAGCAGUACCGGCAGCUCAUCUAUAACGUCCAGCAGAACCGUGAUGACAUUGUGAACACCGCGAGCGACUCGUUAACCGAGGCUCUCGAAGAAGCCAAUGUCCUGUUUGAUGGAGUGAGCCGAACAAGAGAAGCAGCUCUCGAUGCCCAGUUUCUUGUUUUGGCUUCUGAUUUGGGUAAAGAAAAAGCAAAGCAACUAAACUGUGAUAUGAGCUUUUUUAAUCAAGUAGCGUUUUGUGACUUUUUGUUUAUAUUUGUGGGUCUAAAUUGGAUGGAAGAUGAUGAACAUGAUGAAUUGAGUGGCUGUGAUGAUAAUAUAGCUCUUUUCUUCUGGGAGACAGUACAGAAGGAAGCAACAUCCUGGAUAUUGCAAGCUGAAACAUUCCACUUUAUUUUUGGUUCAUUCAAAUCCAAACCUGCCCCAAAGCCCCGACUUGAACACCACAAAAAAGCUCACAAAACAGAAGAAAAUGGGGAUAUGCCUACAAAACUGAGGAAGUUGGACCUGAGUAAUAAUCAAGAAGCAACAGAAAAAGAAGUAGAAAGAAUCUUGGGAUUGUUGCAAACUUACUUUCGAAAGUAUCCUGAUACUCCCAUGUCCUAUUUUGAGUUUGUGAUUGAUCCAAACUCUUUCUCUCGUACUGUGGAGAAUAUAUUUUAUGUUUCUUUCAUUGUAAGGGAUGGUUUUGCGAGAAUAAGGCUUGACCAAGACAGGCUGCCGAUAUUAGAGCCGAUUAAUAUUAACCAAGUGGGUGAGGGAAAUGAUCCCAGUUCUCAUGGCAGGAAACAAGGAGUUAUAUCUUUGAGUUUACAGGACUGGAAAAAUAUUGUGGCAACUUUUGAAAUUUCAGAGGCUAUGAUCACAAACUCAUACUAGGGAUUUUUGUUCUUAGUAUAGGAUGCAUUUUGUGGCUUUUCCAAAGUAUCUCAAAAUGGAGAGUAAAAUCAAGCAGAAGCACAUAAUUGCAUUUCAUAUAAAGUGAAAAAGUAUUUUCAAAAACACCAGAAAUUGUUCUGCUGUGCAGUGUAUUUUUUUUUUUUUUGGUAGUUUAUAAGGUGGUCACGAUCUUCUGUAAUUAAAAAUUAUUCACUGGCAUGUCGCAGGAAGAUUUUUUUGAAUGCCCUUUGAGACUUUAUCAAUAAAAAUCAGCUCUGAAUUUCA
Molecule: messenger RNA, 1555 nt
Organism: Zalophus californianus (California sea lion)
Lineage: Eukaryota; Metazoa; Chordata; Mammalia; Carnivora; Otariidae
Gene: EID3
Product: EP300 interacting inhibitor of differentiation 3
Exons: 1
Coding region: 158-1270 (370 amino acids)
Biological process (GO): DNA repair
Cellular component (GO): Smc5-Smc6 complex; nucleus
Source: RefSeq, a predicted model, not a curated record